CUGGUGCACCGGCUGCGAGGCGGCAGCGGGAACUGAAAAUAAGGGACAGAAACAAGAUCUCUCUAAGCUUAAUUUCACUUCUACUCUCGCCUCUUGUGUGAACUUGCUUUGCCCUUUCAUACUUUUCCUCGAAAUCGUCGUUAUUUUCACACAAGAUGACUGGUAGCCCGCUGACAGGGUUGCUGGUUGCGCUCUGCCUAAGCAGCGCAGUGCACGGUUUGCCAAAGAAGACUAAAAGACAAUCUGGCCAGUAUCAGGUGUACCCUGAAUUCCGCGAUGCAUCGGCUGUUUCUCCAGGUUGGUUAUUGGACUUUGUCUUAAAAAUGUUUUUAUGAGUUUAUUUUUUCGUGAUGUGUUUACAUUUAAUUAUGAUUUAUUUGUGGAUUCGAGACUGAAUUUUGUUGCGCACUGUGCCAAAUAAAGCGAAUUGAGAUUAUCUUCUUGUCAUACGUGCCGAAUAAUUUUGUGCACAAAUUCGCCCAAUUUAAAAAAGUCAAAUCAACUUUAAAGGACAUUGUAAGGUCCAAUACUGUUAAUCUUGUGUUAUAAUACUCUCAUUAUAUGAUUUGUAGUGGGCUGUGAGGAAAACGGUCGCUCAUACAGACUGUACGAGCAGUGGGAGAAACCCUACCUCGGUAGCACGCUGGUGUGCACCUGCAAUGGAGCAGCAGGCAUCAAGUGUAAAACUAAGCCUGAAGGUCAGUAAGAGACCAACCGGUUCAAUGUUUAGAAAUGUCUCUGCAGAUCAUUUCAUUUUAGGCUUUCACAGCUGGAACCGAGAAAACUGGCUCGAGUUUGGGGGAGUUUUCUUGACUUGAUUCAGAUCUGAGUUACUUAAAAAACACAGUCGUUGUUUAAGGGACAUCGACUUGUGCGUCUUUUACGCAGCAGAAAAAAUGGACAAGACAGGUUCGCAGUAACUGCUUCGUGACCUUUCAUCGUUUCCUUUGUUUUCCUUUCAGUGGAGGAGACCUGCUAUGAUAAGUACAAUGACCGGACAUACCGGGUAGGUGAAACUUACGAGAGACCAAAAGACGGGAUGAUGUGGGACUGCACCUGUAUAGGUUCUGGUCGUGGGAAGAUCAGCUGUACCAUUGCAAGUGAGUAAACAGAAAACAUUGAGUCCCUAUAGAUGAACUAUGAAGUAAAUUACGCUUAAAUAUCUAAAAUAAGUAAAUGACGGUGCAUUUGUGAUUCAGAUCUAAGUAUUUGUAGUUCUAUUGAGUCAUUUUUGGUAACAUUUUGCAGAGUGUAUUACAAUUUUUUGGAUCCAAACAUGCUUUUGUAUGAAAAACAAUGAUUAUUUAUAGCAAAUCAAAGCAGUUAAUGAAGAAGUUAAAAUAUUUAAGUGUUAAACACAUGUUGUACCUCAGACUUUGCUCUUUAAAUGAAAAACUGAACUUUUACAUUUUAAACAACACAGAUCGUUGUCAUGAGGGUGGCAGGUCUUACAAAAUCGGGGACACUUGGCAGAGGCCUCAUGACACCGCCGACUACAUGCUGGAGUGCGUGUGUCUCGGAAAUGGCAAAGGAGAGUGGACCUGCAAACCUGUGGGUGAGUCAUACAACUCAAACCUGUGGACUUGACCGGUUUUUCCACGAUUUCAAUACGAAACUGCGGAGACGGAGAUAAAUAUCUCAAUCUUAAACAGGCAAACUCACCUACACACACACACACACACACACACACACACACACACACACACACGAACACACACACACACACACACACACACACACACAAAUGUUCUGUCGAGACAGCUUCUCAGAAUGAUGAAAGUACAAAUAUUUGGCCUCAGUGUGGACAAACACAGUGAGUGAGUCAGAGAGCACGUUUCUCCCUUUUAUCCAUUAGUUAUUGAUUUUCUCUUGGUUUGUUUCUCCUGUGAUUGGCUGGUGAGAUUUGGAUGCAGCGACAUGAAGUCUCUCUGCAAUAAAGCCUCUCCUGUGUUGUUUUCUGUGCAGCUGAGCGUUGCUUUGAUAACACCGUUGCAUCAUCAUAUGUGGUGGGUGAGACCUGGGAGAAACCGUACCAGGGCUGGAUGAUGCUGGACUGCACGUGUCUGGGAGAAGGAAAUGGAAAAAUUACAUGCACCUCAAGAAGUAAGACAAACACAACUAAUUACACCCAUUACUAUCACACAUCUUCUUCAUUGAAAGGUUUUAAUGAUCGUCGUACUCUUAAUAGACCGCUGCAAUGACCAGGACACUAGGAGGUCCCACCGUAUUGGAGACACAUGGACAAAGACGGACUCAAGUGGAAACAUCCUGCAGUGUCAGUGCUUAGGAAACGGCCGUGGAGAGUGGAAGUGUGAGAGACACCAGGCAGGCAGAAGUGAGUCUUUUGUGUUUUACAAAAUGAUAACACUAUCCUCUUUGUAUUCACAGCUUCAAUGUCCCUAAACUUGCUCACUCUGAUUUGCAGCCAUAAGCACCACAGGUACCGUCGCAGUGACCCCUCAUACCCCUCAGGUGCUGCCUGAGGGGAUGUGCCGCACAGACUCAGGAAACACCUACAACGAUGGACAACGCUGGUUCAGACAUCAGGGCAGCAAGCAGAUGAUCUGUACCUGUCUGGGCAAUGGGGUCAGCUGUCAGGAGUAUGGUGAGUUAUGUCCCAAGACUGGAAUAAUCAACGAUCAAUUUGAGCACUUUUUAAAAUUGCCCUGCCGCCUCUUCCUCUCUGUGCAGAGUCCGCAAACCUGGCAUAUGGAGGCAGCUCCAAUGGUCAGCCGUGUACAUUCCCAUUUGUCUUCAUGGGAAAGACCUACUACUCCUGCACCUCAGAUGGACGCUCAGAUGGACAGCUCUGGUGCUCCACAACCUCAGAAUAUGAGAGAGAUCAGCUGUACUCUUUCUGUACUGAGAAGAACGGUGAGAUUCACAGACACUAAAUGUAGAAGUGAACGCAUUUGUUGUUUCUCUUUUUUUUUUUUUAAACUUUACCCUCAUACAUCUACAUUAAAAAUCCAUUGAUGGUGCAACUAUCACAGUCAACAAGUUCAGUGACAGGCCAUUACUGUUAUUUCUUCUUUUCUAUUCCAGCUAUCGUGGCAACAAGAGGUGGGAACUCCAACAAUGCCCUCUGUCACUUCCCCUUCCUCUACAGCGGGCGCAACUACACUGACUGUACAUCUGAUGGACGCCGCGAUGGCAUGAUAUGGUGCGGUACCACGCAUGACUACGACACAGACCAGCGCUUUGGAUUCUGCCCCAUGGCCGGUGAGUGUGUGUGUGUGUGUGUAAGAGCUGUUUUGAUGGCGCAGUUAUUUUCUAACCAUAUCGAUCAAAUGGGCCAGAGCAUUAAGAUAACAGUCUGAUUUCUUCCUGAUAAGAAUUUCCAACAUUUCUUUUAAUUUUCUUGCACGUAAUUCAACAAAGUAUCAUAAUGUCAGUGAAUUUCCAUGCUCGAAGGAGUAGUUUGGCACAACUCUCUGGUCUCUGUUUUAGUGCCAACUGCUGCUUGGUCGCAUGGGUCAGUUGUAGACAGUUAGGGGGUCAAAUAACUUGAUCUUAAAGUAGAAGAAGUUUGUUGCCAUGGGAGAGUGAAAACUCUAUCGGAUUUGUUACAUAACAUCAUUUGAUGACAGAUAAAGUGUCAAAAUGGACAAAGUAAAAUGCAUGCUGCUAGGCUGCAAUUGCGACUAGGGCUGGGCGAUAAAAAGAAAACGACAUACAUCGUAAAUUAAUUUCCUUCAAUAUCAAUAUAAAACAUGGUCAAUAUGCUUUUCGAUAGUCGGCAUUCUGUCAUGUUUUGGUAGACUAUACGAAUUGCCAAUAAAAAGGGGAGUCACUCCGGGUCUGCUGAACCAAUCAUGGGCUGAAUUGGAACCAAGUAGCAAAAAACUGCUAUGUCAAGUAAAUGUUCUCACAAAGUUGGGGAAUACCCCAAACCUUUUCACCACCUGAAGCAGUGGCCCCGAGUGGAGCAAGGAGCCCAUGGCGCCUGUGCAGCCGAAACAGCCGACCAUUCAGUCCACUUUCUUUACCGUAACGCCUUACGCCAAAACGUCAAAGAGACACAAAGACCUCACAGUUGCAGUAUCUUAUUGUAUUGCAAAAGACAUGCUACCAGAAAGCACUGUUAAAUUUCAUUUUUUAUAUCGUGAUAAAUAUCAAUAUCGGCUGAUGUGAAAAAAAUUUACCGUGUUAAACUUUUUCCCAUACCGCCCAGCCCUAAGUGUGGCUUGUUUUUAAUCUCUGACUCUUUUUUCUUUUCGUAGCCCAUGAGGAGCUCUGUACCACCAAUGAUGGAACAAUGUACCGUGUUGGCGACAAGUGGGACAAACGUCAUGACGUCAUGGGUCACAUGAUGGAGUGCACAUGCCUGGGAAAUGGCCGUGGGGAGUGGAACUGUGUUGCUCACUCACAGCUGCGAGGUCAGAACACUUGAUUUUCCCCUUAGAGUCCAUUCAGUGAAAUCUGGAAUAAAAGCACUUUGUAUUCAUGUUGACGUUGAUUUUUUCAACACCCAGAUCAGUGUAUUGUUGAGGGCUACACCUACGAAGUGAAUCAGGAAUUCUCCAAGCGCCACAAUGAAGGCUACAUGAUGAACUGCACCUGCUAUGGACAGGGGCGUGGACGCUGGAAGUGUGACGCUAUCGGUGAGUUCUGGGCUUGUCGGCUCAGCAUGUAUUCAUCAUAAUAUUUUUCAUCCAAGAGUCGCAUCCCUGCCUGUCUCUCAACAUCCAAUCAUCUCUUUAUUUGUGUGUGUGAUCGCCACAUUAGAUCAGUGUCAGGAACCACAAACCAGAGCAUUCUAUCAGAUCGGAGAUACCUGGGACAAAGCCAUCCAUGGGGUCCAUUAUCGCUGUUACUGCUAUGGCAACGGGAUUGGAGAGAUGAGAUGUGAGCCUCAGCAGGGCUUCCAAGGUAAGGAGAGAGAGAUGAAAUGUUCUCUGCUUCUAUCCCUCAGUCUUCUCCUGGUUUCCCACCUGAGUCAGCUCACUGUAAAGGCUUACUUUGUGUUUAACUUCAAACAUCUUCAGGUCAUUCACCUCCCUUCCCUCACCUGCCUUUAACCUCUGUAACACGUCCCUGAAAUUCAAGUUUACUUGUCAUGUUAGCUGAGGGAUUAUGUUUUUUUUUCCCUCAGCUUUGAAGUCUGGAAAAAGGAGGAGAGUUGGCCCAACAUAUCCAUCCUGUCUUUCUCUUUGUCUUUGUAGUAGGAGAGGUUUUUUCCUCCCCUGCUGACCCUCUCAAAGGUCAAGAGAUGCUAGCCUUAGCUCUGAGGGUAGCUUUGAAAACACGCCCUACUUCCAAAAUCGAACUCUAGCUGGGUAAAAGUUGCAUAAUGUGAUACUUUGCACUAGAAUCAAACAUUAACCCAAAACGCUUCACUUGCAACAUUUAUCUUGCCAUGACCCGUGCAGGGAAAUGUACGAGUGUAGAGCAGGGAUUGUGAGUCUACAUGUGUGUGUUUGAAGGAGUACAGAGGCUAGAUAAUCUGUGAUGAAAAUAGUGCUCCUGUGUGAUGCCAAACUGUCAGAUGUUAGGAGGCGUUUGAGCUGGUUUAGCAUCGUCUGGUGGUUUUGUUCUGUCUCAAAAUCGUCUGACAGAGGUUCAGCGUAAAGCAGCCAACUCUCACCCACACGCUAUAACCCCGCCAUAAUGCAAAUCUUUGAGGAUGUAUGAGCUUUUUUCUCUUUUCAAAUGGCAUCUUUGUCCUUUAUGUACUCCCCUCUGAACUCUCUCCUCCACUUUCUGUCUUCAGACGGCCACAGACCCGUCCAGGUGAUCAUCACAGAGGCAGGAAAGCAGCCAGACUCCCACCCCAUUCAGUGGAACCCCCCCUCAUCUGUGCACAUCACCCAGUACAUCCUCAAGUGGAGAAUUGUGAGUUGAACUUUUUGUAAUGCCAGUUACAAACCUCAUUUUUGGGGUUGAGUUAGCUCCCGUUUUCUCCUCAAAGCAGUGUUUGAAUAUUUGCAGAGCGGCAGCAUUACUAAAGGUGAGCAAACAGUCUGAAUGAGGUCAGGCGCUUUUUUUUUUAAGGCUGACCGGAGUUUGAGUGUGGUCAAACAGGGUGAUUAGAGGAUGCAUGAACUUUCUUUCAUAUCUGUCCACACUAAGUCACUGUUUUAAGUCCAUUCCAAUAAAAAUAUCCCCCUUACUGUGAUUUUUUUUCCUCCUCACACAUCCUUGUUUCUUUCAAGUCCCCAAAGACUGACAAGCUGGGUGAAAUAUUUAUGAAACUUAAUUAAAGUCAAACACAGAUUCCCUCAGAAGGAGUUUGUAUACUUUGGAGACUUGAAGCUUUCAUCUUCCUCUCCUGCUGAGGAAGUUUGUAGUUUUCCUACAGCAUGCAGAGCCACUCUAAAUACCUCUGCAGCAGGAUGUGUUAGGAGCACAAAGGUCUGAGCAAAUGUACGGUCCAAAAUACACAGGCUUACAUAGUCAGGCCUCAUUUUCUGGAUGUAUGCAUGACUUUUCACAUAUUUUUAUUCAACCACAGACUCUGUCACUUUAAGGACAUUCCUGCAAUAUAGCCUUUGAGAAUCUCAUCAAUAAAGAUGACAUAAAAAUACAAAUUAAUGUCAAUUCAAGGGUUGUAAAAUAGCUUUUAUUACUUUAAAAACUAUUUAUUACUGUAAUAUUUAUUUAUUUGCCCUCUCUUUUUUUAGGGGGAGAAAAGAAUUGAUUGGAUAUGUUGAAUGUAUGAACUGUAGUUAAACUGAACAUGAUCAUUUAUGUAGACAGGGCUGUGCCAAUGAAUUUAUUUGUGCAUUUACUUUUAAUUAUUAUUAUUAUUAUUCUAACAAUUUUUUUUUUACUGUAUGCAUUGUAUUUAUAUAGUCAUAAACAUUUUUGAUACGUACGUGCAUAUAUAAUAUACAUAUAUACUGUAUACAUAUAUUUUUUCUUUUUUUUCUUCCUAUGUUCAUUUAUACCAGAGGCCAAAUCAACUAGUGUUACUAUUCUUACUACUAUAAAUACUUUGUUUGCUGUUCCCCUUUCCCGAGAUACAGACAAGAAGUAGAAAAUUGAAAGAAAAAAUAUAUGAGUAAGAUUUUGAUGCUGAGCAGACCAACAAACCUACCACACUACAGUACACUUUGGGUGUUAUUUAUUUAUGUAUGCACAUAUUUUUCCUUUUUCUUUUUCUGCUUUGUCCUGAAUUCAUUUGUAUGUGUUAAUAUGACUUAUGUUUGAUCACAUGAAAAUAAAACUAAAUAUUAUAUAUAAAAAAAAAAAAAAAAGGCAUUCAGAGGCAGACAGAGUUUGGCUGUUAAAACAGUAAUAUAAUCCGUGUAAUGCUGAUAUUUGUGAGAUUCUUCAAUCUCUCUCUGUUUUGAUGCUAAACUCAUAAACCCUUCACCUCUGGUAGAAAAAUAGCCGCGGCGCAUGGAGAGAAGCCACCAUCCCCGGCCACCUCAACUCCUACACCAUCAGCGGGCUCCGUCCAGGCGUCACUUAUGAGGGUCAGCUCAUCAGCAUUCUGCGCUACGGGCGCCGCGAGGUCACCCGCUUUGAUUUCACCACCACUCAUGGUUCCUGUGAGUAGACAUUACUGGGGGCAUUCGCUGCAUGAAUGUAGAGAAAUAUUCACUGAGUGAUUAUACAUCAUUUUAUUUUUUUAGUGGAAACCUCAGAGGGAGAGACGACAGUGCCUCCUCCUGUUUUGGACACGUCUGAGUCUGUGACAGAAAUCACUUCAAACAGCUUUGUUGUGUCCUGGACGUCGGCCUCUGAUACCAUCUCUGGCUUCAGGGUGGAGUAUGAACUCAGCGAGGAUGGAGCGAAGCCGAAAGUGCUGAGUGAGAACCCUUACACUUCCAUAGUUCCUCUAAAAUGUCAAAUAAAAUCACUCAAACAAAUCUCAGAUAGAAUGUUUAUUACCGCUAUCUUCUAUUAGUAUCGUGUUGUAGAUUUCCUGAUUAAAAAAACAACUGAAACAAGUGUGUCUGUUUUGGGGCAAAUUCAGCGUAAUAAACACCCAGGGAGUCAAAAUAGUUCAAAACACAAAUGCAGAAAUUCUUCUAUAAUCAAUAUUUCCAAGUCCUCUCACACCAUUCCCUGAAGGUUUUCAUCCUCUCAUGUGUUUAAAAUGAUGUCCCAUCUUCUUCUAGAUCUUCCUCACUCGACCACCUCUGUCACGAUCGGCGACCUCCUGCCAGGGCGCAGAUACAACGUCAAUGUUUAUGAGCUUCCAGAUCAGGGAGAGCCAAACCUCAUUCUGACCACCUCUCAAACCACAGGUGAGACAAUCCUUCUCUUUCACUAAGUUAUCUUGGGAUGAUACACUACUUGUGAUUUUAUACCAAAUGCAAUAUCCAUGAUUCUCUUUCUUUUCCUUCCCCCAGCUCCUGACAGUCCCGCUCAGCACGCGAUCGAGGAGGUGAGAGAGAGCUCCAUCAAGAUCAGCUGGACCAGGCCUCAGGCUCCUAUCACAGGUAAGAAACUUCUUUAUUUAUGAAUGUUUCAGAGAGAUCCAUAUUAUUCUGUCUGUGUGUAACGUUAGAUCUGCUUCUCGUCAGGUUACCGUGUGGUGUACACACCAUCAGUGGAGGGAAGCAGCACAGAGCUGACUCUGCCAGACACGGAGACCUCAGUGAACCUUGUUGACCUUUUCCCUGGAGUUCUGUACAACAUCAGCAUCUACGCUGUGGAGGAGGACCAGGAGAGCGAGCCUGUGUUUGUACAGGUCAACACUGAAGGAUCACCUCUACCAGGUCUGCAUUUAUACACAAAAAGAGCAACAAAACUUCUUUUGUUUGACAGAAAUAAGCAAAGUUUGUUAUUUCUAUUUUCAAAAAAGCUGAUUUAUUUUUCUGAGAUCUUCUUUGUCUUUUGGCUGAUUUAAAUUCACACUUUCAGCUAAAGACUCCUUAUGGGGCUGCAAAGCUUUCAGAGAGGGUUCUGGUGUUUGGGAAAAACUGACCCUGUCAAAACAGAGCUUUGUCAAAAUAUACUUGCACAGACAUAUCUAAACCAGUUUGGUAUUUUAAAGAGGCCUCUUGUCUUCUACGAGUCCUUGGUGGCCCAUGAAUGAACCCAUUUUAAUUCAAAGUGAGCUCAAGGCGAGAAACUUCUGUUUACAUGUUUUGAUAACAUCUUCUAUGUCUUUCCGUCCACAGAGGAGGUCCGUGCUCCCACAGAUCUGCAGUUCUAUGAGGUGUCAGAUGUCAAGAUCACCAUCACCUGGACCGGUCCACCCAAUGAGGUGACAGGUUACAAAGUGACCUACUCCCCGGUUGGUCCUGAUGGCACUGAGACAAGACCCCUUCAGCUCCCCGUCUCACCAAGUGCAUACGCCGAUAUCACCCAUCUACACCCAGGGACGCUGUACCGCUUCUAUAUCUAUGCCAUCAAUGCUGGAGUGGAGAGCACGCCACUGGUGGGAGAAAAGACAACCAGUGAGUGUCAGCAUGGAUGGAGGAAUCAGAGUAACAAUCAUGGUAUUACAAAUAAACAUGAAACGUGAGAGAUUGUCUGUCUUAUAUUUGUUGUAUGUCCUUACCCCCCGCAGAACCUGAUUCACCCACCAACUUACAGUUCACCGACAUUGGUCAUGGCAGUGCCGUGGCCACCUGGGAUGCUCCUCGUGCCAUCGUCACCGGUUACCGUCUCUACUUGAGCAUUGGGGGAAGUAGCCCCAUCGAGAAGAGGAUCCCAGGCAGGGUUACCCAGUUCCCACUGAGGAAUUUGCGCCCGGACACCCAGUACACCGCCACCCUCCACUCUGAGCUGGACAAUGAGCUGAGCGAGGGCAUCACCACGUACUUCUCCACCAGUUAGUAUUGAGAGACGCACAACACCAGCUGAUAGCAGAAUAACUUGAACCAUGAGUUCACCCUCACUGUCUUUGUCCUCCUCUCAGCCCCCCAGAUGGGAAAUGCUCCUCCUUUCAGCACUGAGGUCACUGAUACCUCCAUCAUCAUCACCUGGGUGCCUGUCAGCAGGUUCAGCUACAAGGUACCAGCUACCAUAGAUUUUAUUGUAACACUGAGUCUCUACAUUCACUAUUUGAACACACAAUUAAAACACAGAAAACUGCUAGCAAAAGUUUUCCUUAUUGUUACAUAAAAUUGCUCUCUGUCCACUAGUUGCAUUAGAAAGCAAAAGUUUGACAUAUCUACAAUGUCCAUGUUAAGAAGCUAUUAAAUGUAGGUGGUGUGCCAUAUGUUUGCUGCCCCCCAGUGGCCAAAAUAUUUUAAAUGACUGUGACUGUAACUUAAAAGUGUAUCUCUGAUCUUGCACGCACGUUUCUAUUUUCUCAGGUGUCUGUGCUCCCCAGCCAGGAGGGCGAGUCUCCCAGGGAAGAGACUUCUGCCACUGGACGUAUUUAUUUCACGGAUCUGUUCCCUGGAACUUCAUACACCUACUCUGUGCAGCCCAUCUUCAACGGACGCAACCGAGGGCAACCCAUGACCCGCAAUGUUUUCACUUGUGCGUACCUACUUUACAUUAUUAUCACAGUGUUAAAAGACAAAGUCACUUUAAAGGUACAGUGUACUGAAAUGGGAUUAUUUAGCUAUAUCAGAUUCUUGAUUUAUGUGCUCCCUUACUUACCCACCUCCAUGUGUCAAGCGGUGGUGGCGUUUUAGGACAAAAAGCUUGAUGCAUGAUAAGUCUGCUCCUAAAUUAGUCAAGAUUUUACCAUAAAAAAAAAUUUCAUUUAAACGCAGCACUUUGCAAAGCUACUUUCUAAAUACAAAAAUACAUAUUUAACUAGUUUAUCUGUUCUGGGCUGCUGCAGCUGUAGGAGAUCUGCUCCUUAUGUAGAUAUGAAAAUAUGAUAUAGUGAUAUGACACUUCUUUAAACAGCUUGUAAAUGUUAUUUUCCAUUUCUACUACUUUUGCUUGAAUAUAUACCCUACUCUAUACCUUGAACUGUGAAUUUCUUCACUCUUUACACAUCAGCCUUAUGUAACUGAUCAGUAGAUUGAUUUAUUACUGUUGUAGGCUCACACAGCUCUGUUCUAACCAUUUGACAUAAAGUUGUGAAAGAAGUAACUGCUGCAUCAUAUCAGGUUUCUCAUACCUGUGUCAUGGUUUGCUUUGCUCCUCUUCCAGCUCUUUCUCCUCCCACUGACCUUAGAGUUGAGUCCACCCCGGACACAGGAGAUCUGACUGUCCACUGGGUCGCCUCCAAAACACCAGGUAAAUAUUGACUGUGCUCCCCACGCACUGUCAGCACACUGGAUCACGCCGAGUCUAGACCUUGGCCUACAAAUGGCGGGGACAAACGUCUCUUCCUGGUAUCUCCUUCGUGUUCCUCAAAGUGACUCACAAAUUACGGAAAAAAAACUCUCAGCAUUGCAUUAUUUUUACACAGUGUUUGUCAUGUUUGCCAACUCUUUCCAGGCAUCACAGGCUACAGAGUGACAAGCACGCCCGUCAAUGGCCAGCGAGGAAAUUCUCUGGAGGAGCUGGUCCGAGCCGAUCAAACCUCAGUCAGGCUAGAGAGCCUGAACCCUGGGGCUGAGUACAACAUCAGUGUCUUCACCAAUAAGGGCCAUUUGGAGAGUGCACCUGUGUCCACUGUUGUCACACCAGGUAUGAGCAACUGUGGCAGCAUUUACACCUGAUUUAAGGCAUCAAACCCACAUCUGUGGUCUCACAAAAACCGGGAGUGAAGGCCAAGUCUAAGUUUUCCAGUCAAACUCUUUCGGUUUAAGAACUGGCACAGUCUUACUUGAAGUAAGAACUGAGAUGUUUCAAAAAAAAGUUUUUCUUCAAGCUGCGUAAAAAGAUUUUGUCCACAAGAGGCAGAAUACUUUACAAACCUGGUUUCUACAGCAAGCCCUUGGAAAUGUAUUCCGAUCUUCAGUACACACACACAGCAAAUAACAGCAGCUUUAUCCAACAAAAAAGUAACAGCUAAAAUAAGCUAAAAAUCCUACAAAGGUUCUUAAUUUCCAUGCUUUUUAUUAAUUAUAGCAAAAAAAUACCCUUCUGUUUCAAGUAGCAUUAGCUCCCAUAAUCUUCUACUAACAUAACUAUGCAUGGUUAUUUGUGUUGGUGAUGGGAAUUGUUUUUGGAGCAUGCUCAAAACAGUAGUAGUAUGUAAAUGGCUGUUUUUUUCAUAAACUUAAUUUGAACCUCUUUUUGACCUUUGACCAUAAUUGUCUCUAUCCAGCAUGGCUACUGAUUCACUGUGGGUUCAUUCAGUCUUUUGGAAAUGGAAAACAAACGUUUUGUGUUUCAUUUAACCAAUGUAAUUAUUGGUGCUUUUCAGUCUUGUUUCCUGUCUAAUUUUGCUUGCGCUUUGCUAAUGACCUAACCCUUUCAGAAAUCCCCAAACCAAGUCGCAUUGACUUUGUUGACAUCACUGACACCACCAUUGGCCUGCGCUGGAUCCCAAAGAACUAUACUGCUAUUACCGCAUACCGGAUUACGGUAGUAGCUUCUGGCGAGAGCUUGCCAGUUUUUCAAGAUAUGGUGGAGGCGUCUGCUGGUUAUUACACAAUUCAUGGUUUGGAGCCGGGCGUGGACUAUGACAUCAAUAUCUACACUGUUACAGAGGAGGGAGAGAGCAAGCCGACCACACAUACAAAGCAAACACAAUCUGGUGAUUUAACACUUUGACUCAUUUGCUGGGGAGGGGCUCGGGUUUUGAUCUGUGAGGAUUACUGAAAACACUUUAACUGAUAGUCAUCAAAAUCCAUAAAACACAAUAAACAUCAGAAAUGUAUUACAAUAAUUAUAGUCUCCUCAUCUCAUUGUAAAUCUACUUUAUAUUUAGUGUAGGUUUUGUUUUCUCCCCCUCCUUCUUCCAGUCAUUCCGGCCCCAACAAACCUGCAGUUCAGUGGGGUGGGUCCAGACCACAUAAGGGUGACUUGGACAGUCCCCAAUGUUGCCACGCCAACUGACAUCUCCCGCUUUGUCAUCCGUUACCAUCCUGUCGCCACAGAUGAUGACAUUAGAGAGGUUAAUGUUGGCGGAGCAACCAACACGUUCCUGCUGCAGAGUAAGAAAAGUCUUUUUGUUUUAAAGCAUCUUUUAGACAAUACGUUGAAGUAUUUGUAUCAAGUCAUUUGAGGACAUUCAUACUGUUAACUUAUUUCUUGAUCUCCAUUAUAGACCUGCUGCCCAACACAGAGUACAGCAUCAGUGUUGUGUGUGUGUACGGAGAACGAGAGAGUCAACCAGCUACAGGAACUCAGAGGACAAGUAAGUAUUAUGGUGGUUUCCACAGAGGAUGCCUUAAUGCAGUGUUUCAGGUACAUUAAGACAGGAUUGUGACUUUUUUUUUAACCAUUUAAACUAAAUGAUGCUGUUUCUCAUAAAAAAUAAAGCAGUGUUAAUGAACAAACUGGUAACACUCUACAAUAACCAUAAUUUAUAAAUGGUAAAAAGAUAGUUUAUUACUGUUUAAUCAUCAUUUAAAAACAGCAUAUAGAUCAAUUAUAAAUGGUGAAUAGAUAGUUUAUUAAUGUAAGUUAAUAGUUGCUUUACCAUGAACAAGCAAUGAAAUUAUAAUUAUUAAUGGACAAUUUAUUGAAGGUUUAUAUAGGGUUUAAAAUGUAUGUCAGUAGCACUUCUUAAAAGGUUAAUAUUUGGUUUUCAAACCAUCUGUAAACAUUACUUAAUUAUUGAAAAGUUGCAACUGAGGUUUGUAAUACUUUGUGAAUGAUUUAUAAGUGGCUUAUAAUCCACCUAUGCACAUUACCUAGCUAGUUAUUGUAAAGUUAGGGUUAGGGUUAGGGUAAGGGUUGCAUCUAGGGUUAGGGUUAGGAUUGGGUUAGGGUUAGGGUUAGGGUUAGGGUUAGGGUUGGAGCUAGGGUUAGGGUUAGGGUUAGGGUUGCAGCUAGGGUUAGGGUUAGGGUUGGAGCCAGGGUUAGGGUUAGAGUUAGGGUUAGGGUUGCAGCUAGGUUUAAGGUUAGGGUUGGGUUAGGGUUAGGGUUGGGGUUGGAGAAAGGGUUAGGGUUAGGGUUGCAGCUAGUGUUAGGGUUGCAGCUAGGGUUAGGGUUAGGGUUAGGGUUAGGGUUGGAGCUAUGGUUAGGGUUAGGGUUGUAGCUAGGGUUAGGGUUAGGGUUAGGGUUGGAGCUAGGGUUAGGGUUAGGGUUGCAGCUAGGGUUAGGGUUUGGUUUGGGUUAGGGUUGGAGCUAGGGUUAGGGUUAGGGUUGGAGCUAGGGUUAGGGUUAGGGUUGCAGCUAGGGUUAGGGUUGGGUUAGGGUUGGAGCUAGGGUUAGGGUUAGGGUUGGAGCAAGGGUUAGGGUUAGGGUUGCAGCUAGGGUUAGGGUUAGGGUUGGAGCUAGGGUUAGGGUUAGGGUUGCUGCUAGGGUUAGGUUUAGGUUAGGGUUGCAGCUAGGGAUAGGGUUAGGGUUAGGGUUAGGGUCAGGGUUGGGGUUAGAGCUAGGGUUAGGGUUAGGGUUAGGGUUGCAGCUAGGGUUAGGGUUGCAGCUAGGGUUAGGGUUGCAGCUAGGGUUAGGGUUAGGGUUGCAGCUAGGGUUAGGGUCAGGGUUAGGGUUGGAGAUAGUGUUAGGGUUAAGGUUAGGGUUGCAGCUAGCGUUAGGGUUAGGGUUAGGGUUAGGGUUGCAGCUAGGGUUAGGGUUAGGUUUGCAGCUAGGGUUAGGGUUAGGGUUGCAGCUAGGGUUCGGGUUAGGGUUGGAGCUAGGGUUAGGGUUAGGGUUGCAGCUAGGGUUAGAGUUGCCGCUAGGGUUAGGGUUAGGGUUAGGGUUGCAGCUAGGGUUAGGGUUAGGGUUGGAGCUAGGGUUAGGGUUGGAGCUAGGGUUGCAGCUAAGGUUAGGGUUAGGGUUGGGUUAGGGUCAGGGUUGGAGCUAGGGUUAGGGUUAGGGUUAGGGUUGGAGCUAGGGUUAGGGUUAGGGCUGGAGCUAGGGUUAGGGUUAGGGUUUCAGCUAGGGUUAGGGUUAGGGUUGGGUUGGGGCUAUGGUUAGGGUUAGGGUUAGGGUUACAGCUAGGGUUAGGGUUGGAGUUAGGGUUAGGGUUGGAGCUAGGGUUAGGGUUAGGGUUGCAGCUAGGGUUAGGGUUGCAGCUAGGGUUAGGGUUAGGGUUAGGGUUAGGGUUGCAGCUAGGGUUAGGGUUGCAGCUAGGGUUAGGGUUAGGGUUAGGGUUGCAGCUAGCGUUAGGGUUAGGGUUGGAGCUAGGGUUAGGGUUAGGGUUGCAGCUAGGGUUAGGGUUAGGUUUAGGGUUGCAGCUAGGGUUAGGGUUGGGUUAGGGUUAGGGUUGGGGUUAGGGUUAGGGUUGCAGCUAGGGUUAGGGUUAGGGCUAGGGUUGCAGCUAGGGUUAGGGUUAGGGUUGGAGCUAGGGUUAGGGUUAGGGUUGCAGCUAGGGUUAGGGUUAGGGUGUGAGCUAGGGUUAGGGUUAGGGUUGCAGCUAGGGUUAGGGUUAGGGUUAGGGUUGGAGCUAGGGUUAGGGUUAGGGUUACAGAUAGGGUUAGGGUUAGGGUUGGAGUUAGGGUUAGGGUUAGGGUUACAGAUAGGGUUAGGGUUGCAGCUAGGGUUAGGGUUAGGGUUGGAGCUAGGGUUAGGGUUAGGGUUGCAGCUAGGGUUAGGGUUAGGUUUGGAGCUAGGGUUAGGGUUAGGGUUAGGGUUGGAGCCAGGGUUGGGGUUAGGGUUGGAGCUAGGGUUAGGGUUAGGGUUAGGGUUGCAGCUAGGGUUAGGGUUUGGGUUGGAGCUAUGGUCAGGGUUAGGGUUAGGGUUACAGCCAGGGUUAGGGUUACAGCUAGGGUUAGGGUUAGGGUUGGAGUUAGGGUUAGGGUUAGGGUUGGAGCUAGGGUUAGGGUUAGGGUCAGGGUUGCAGCUAGGGUUAGGGUUGCAGCUAGUGUUGUUAGGGUUAGGGUUGGAGCUAGGGUUAGGGUUGGAGCUAGGGUUGCAGCUAAGGUUAGGGUUAGGGUUGGGUUAGGGUUAGGGUUGGAGCUAGGGUUAGGGUUAGGGUUAGGGUUGGAGCUAGGGUUAGGGUUAGGGCUGGAGCUAGGGUUAGGGUUAGGGUUUCAGCUAGGGUUAGGGUUAGGGUUGGGUUGGGGCUAUGGUUAGGGUUAGGGUUAGGGUUACAGCUAGGGUUAGGGUUGGAGUUAGGGUUAGGGUUGGAGCUAGGGUUAGGGUUAGGGUUGCAGCUAGGGUUAGGGUUGCAGCUAGGGUUAGGGUUAGGGUUAGGGUUAGGGUUGCAGCUAGGGUUAGGGUUGCAGCUAGGGUUAGGGUUAGGGUUAGGGUUGCAGCUAGCGUUAGGGUUAGGGUUGGAGCUAGGGUUAGGGUUAGGGUUGCAGCUAGGGUUAGGGUUAGGUUUAGGGUUGCAGCUAGGGUUAGGGUUGGGUUAGGGUUAGGGUUGGGGUUAGGGUUAGGGUUGCAGCUAGGGUUAGGGUUAGGGCUAGGGUUGCAGCUAGGGUUAGGGUUAGGGUUGGAGCUAGGGUUAGGGUUAGGGUUGCAGCUAGGGUUAGGGUUAGGGUGUGAGCUAGGGUUAGGGUUAGGGUUGCAGCUAGGGUUAGGGUUAGGGUUAGGGUUGGAGCUAGGGUUAGGGUUAGGGUUACAGAUAGGGUUAGGGUUAGGGUUGGAGUUAGGGUUAGGGUUAGGGUUACAGAUAGGGUUAGGGUUGCAGCUAGGGUUAGGGUUAGGGUUGGAGCUAGGGUUAGGGUUAGGGUUGGAGUUAGGGUUAGGGUUAGGGUUGCAGCUAGGGUAAGGGUUAGGGUUUGGGUUGGAGCUAUGGUUAGGGUUAGGGUUAGGGUUACAGCUAGGGUUAGGGUUAGGGUUGGAGUUAGGGUUAGGUUUAGGGUUGGAGCUAGGGUUAGGGUUAGGGUCAGGGUUGCAGCUAGGGUUAGGGUUGCAGCUAGGGUUAGGGUUAGGGUUAGGGUUGGAGCUAGGGUAAGGGGUUAGGGUUAGGGUUGCAGCUAAGGUUAGGGUUAGGGUUGGGUUAGGGUUAGGGUUGGAGCUAGGGUCAGGGUUAGGGUUAGGGUUGGAGCUAGGGUUACGGUUAGGGUUGGAGCUAGGGUUAGGGUUAGGGUUGCAGCUAGGGUUAGGGUUAGGGUUGGAGCUAGGGUUAGGGUUAGGGUUAGGGUUGCAGCUAGGGUUAGGUUUGGGUUAGGGUUAGGUUUGGAGCUAGGGUUAGGGUUAGGGUUAGGGUUGGAGCCAGGGUUAGGGUUAGGGUUGGAGCUAGGGUUAGGGUUAGGGUUGCAGCUAGGGUUAGGGUUUGGGUUGGAGCUAUAGUCAGGGUUAGGGUUAGGGUUACAGCUAGGGUUAGGGUUAGGGUUGGAGUUAGGGUUAGGGUUAGGGUUGGAGCUUGGGUUAGGGUUAGGGUCAGGGUUGCAGCUAGGGUUAGGGUUGCAGCUAGUGUUAAGGUUAGGGUUAGGGUUGGAGCUAGGGUUAGGGUUAGGGUUGCAGCUAAGGUUAGGGUUAGGUUAGGGUUAGGGUUGGAGCUAGGGUUAGGGUUAGGGCUGGAGCUAGGGUUAGGGUUAGGGUUUCAGCUAGGGUUAGGGUUAGGGUUGGGUUGGAGCUAUGGUUAGGGUUAGGGUUAGGGUUACAGCUACGGUUAGGGUUGGAGUUAGGGUUAGGGUUAGGGUUGGAGCUAGGGUUAGGGUUAGGGUUGCAGCUAGGGUUAGGGUUGCAGCUAGGGUUAGGGUUAGGGUUGGUGCUAGGGUUAGGGUUAGGGUUAGGGUUGCUGCUAGGGUUAGGGUUAGGGUUGCAGCUAGCGUUAGGGUUAGGGUUGCAGCUAGGGUUAGGGUUGCAGCUAGGGUUAGGGUUAGGUUUAGGGUUGCAGCUAGGGUUAGGGUUAGGGUUGGUUUAGGGCUAGGGUUGGGGUUAGGGUUAGGGUUGCAGCUAGAGUUAGGGUUAGGGUUAGGGUUGCAGCUAGGGUUAGGGUUAGGGUUGGAGCUAGGUUAAGGGUUAGGGUUAGGGUUGCAGCUAGGGUUAGGGUUAGGGUUAGGGUGUGAGCUAGGGUUAGGGUUAGGGUUAGGGUUGCAGCUAGGGUUAGGGUUAGGGUGUGAGCUAGGGUUAGGGUUAGGGUGUGAGCUAGGGUUAGGGUUAGGGUUAGGGUUGGAGCUAGGAUUAGGGUUGCAGCUAGUGUUAAGGUUAGGGUUAGGGUUGGAGCUAGGGUUAGGGUUGCAGCUAGGGUUAGGGUUAGGGUUGCAGCUAGGGUUAGGGUUGCAGCUAGGGUUAGGGUUAGGGUUAGGGUUGCAGCUAGGGUUAGGGUUGCAGCUAGGGUUAGGGUUAGGGUUAGGGUUAGGGUUGCAGCUAGCGUUAGGGUUAGGGUUGGAGCUAGGGUUAGGGUUAGGGUUGCAGCUAGGGUUAGGGUUAGGUUUAGGGUUGCAGCUAGGGUUAGGGUUAGGGUUGGGUUAGGGUUAGGGUUGGGGUUAGGGUUAGGGUUGCAGCUAGGGUUAGGGUUAGGGUUAGGGUUGCAGCUAGGGUUAGGGUUAGGGUUGGAGCUAGGGUUAGGGUUAGGGUUGCAGCUAGGGUUAGGGUUAGGGUUAGGGUGUGAGCUAGGGUUAGGGUUAGGGUUGCAGCCAGGGUUAGGGUUAGGGUUAGGGUUGCAGAUAGGGUUAGGGUUAGGGUUGGAGUUAGGGUUAGGGUUAGGGUUACAGAUAGGGUUAGGGUUGCAGCUAGGGUUAGGGUUAGGGUUAGGGUUAGGGUUGGAGCUAGGGUUAGGGUUAGGGUUGGAGUUAGGGUUAGGGUUAGGGUUGCAGCUAGGGUUAGGGUUAGGGUUUGGGUUGGAGCUAUGGUUAGGGUUAGGGUUAGGGUUACAGCUAGGGUUAGGGUUAGGGUUGGAGUUAGGGUUAGGUUUAGGGUUGGAGCUAGGGUUAGGGUUAGGGUCAGGGUUGCAGCUAGGGUUAGGGUUGCAGCUAGGGUUAGGGUUAGGGUUAGGGUUGGAGCUAGGGUAAGGGGUUAGGGUUGCAGCUAAGGUUAGGGUUAGGGUUGGAGCUAGGGUUAGGGUUAGGGUUAGGGUUGCAGCUAGGGUUAGGGUUGGGUUAGGGUUAGGUUUGGAGCUAGGGUUAGGGUUAGGGUUAGGGUUGGAGCCAGGGUUAGGGUUAGGGUUGGAGCUAGGGUUAGGGUUAGGGUUAGGGUUGCAGCUAGGGUUAGGGUUUGGGUUGGAGCUAUAGUCAGGGUUAGAGUUAGGGUUACAGCUAGGGUUAGGGUUAGGGUUGGAGUUAGGGUUAGGGUUAGGGUUGGAGCUUGGGUUAGGGUUAGGGUCAGGGUUGCAGCUAGGGUUAGGGUUGCAGCUAGUGUUAAGGUUAGGGUUAGGGUUGGAGCUAGGGUUAGGGUUAGGGUUAGGGUUGCAGCUAAGGUUAUGGUUAGGUUAGGGUUAGGGUUGGAGCUAGGGUUAGGGUUAGGGCUGGAGCUAGGGAUAGGGUUAGGGUUUCAGCUAGGGUUAGGGUUAGGGUUGGGUUGGAGCUAUGGUUAGGGUUAGGGUUAGGGUUACAUCUAGGGUUAGGGUUGGAGUUAGGGUUAGGGUUAGGGUUGGAGCUAGGGUUAGGGUUAGGGUUGCAGCUAGGGUUAGGGUUGCAGCUAGGGUUAGGGUUAGGGUUAGGGUUGGUGCUAGGGUUAGGGUUAGGGUUAGGGUUAGGGUUGCUGCUAGGGUUAGGGUUAGGGUUGCAGCUAGCAUUAGGGUUAGGGUUGGAGCUAGGGUUAGGGUUAGGGUUGCAGCUAGGGUUAGGGUUAGGUUUAGGGUUGCAGCUAGGGUUAGGGUUGGGUUAGGGCUAGGGUUGGGGUUAGGGUUAGGGUUGCAGCUAGAGUUAGGGUUAGGGUUAGGGUUGCAGCUAGGGUUAGGGUUAGGGUUGGAGCUAGGUUAAGGGUUAGGGUUAGGGUUGCAGCUAGGGUUAGGGUUAGGGUGUGAGCUAGGGUUAGGGUUAGGGUGUGAGCUAGGGUUAGGGUUAGGGUUAGGGUUGGAGCUAGGAUUAGGGUUGCAGCUAGUGUUAAGGUUAGGGUUAGGGUUGGAGCUAGGGUUAGGGUUGCAGCUAGGGUUAGGGUUAGGGUUGGGUUAGGAUUAGGGUUGGAGCUAGGGUUAGGGUUAGGGUUAGGGUUGCAGCUAGGGUUAGGGUUGCAGCUAGUGUUAAGGUUAGGGUUAGGGUUGGAGCUAGGGUUAGGGUUACAGAUAGUUUUAGGAUUAGGGUUGGAGUUAGGGUUAGGGUUGGAGCUAGGGUUAGGGUUGCAGCUAGGGUUAGGGUUAGGGUUAGGGUUACAGCUAGGGUUAGGGUUACAGCUAGGGUUAGGGUUAGGGUUGGAGCUAGGGAUAGGGUUAGGGUUAGGGUUAGGGUUGGAGCUAGGGUUGGAGCUAGGGUUAGGGUUAGGGUUAGGGUUGCAGCUAGGGUUAGGGUUGGGGUUGGGUUAGGGUUAGGGUUGGAGCUAGGGUUAGGGUUAGGGUUGCAGCUAGGGUUAGGGUUGCAGCUAGGGUUAGGGUUAGGGUUGCAGCUAGGGUUAGGGUUAGGGUUGGAGCUAGGGUUAGGGUUAGGGUUGCAGCUAGCGUUAGGGUUGCAGAUAGGGUUAGGGUUAGGGUUGCAGCUAGGGUUAGGGUUAGGGUUGCAGCUAGGGUUAGGGUUAGGGUUGGGUUAGGGUUAGGGUUGCAGCUAGGGUUAGGGUUGCAGCUAAGGUUAGGGUUAGGGUUGCAGCUAGGGUUAGGGUUAGGGUUGGAGCUAGGGUUAGGGUUAGGGUUAGAGCUAGGGUUAGGGUUAGGGUUGCAGCUAGGGUUAGGGUUGGAGCAAGGGUUAGGGUUAGGGUUAGGGUUAGGGUUGCAACUAGGGUUAGGGUUGGAGCAAUGGUUAGGGUUGCAGCUAGGGUUAGGGAAAGGGUUAGGGUUGCAGUUAUGGUUAGGGUUAGGGUUAGGUGUUAAGUUUCACUUAACAUGAGUUUAGUGAAAAAACUUAAAUCAGUCAACCUUCAGAGAUUUAAAAUACCUGAUAAAUAUGCCAAAAAGCUGCAGCUGAGUUUGUUGACAUGACUGCUCUGCUUUUAGGAUACUAAAAAUGGAUAGAAAACUGAUACACUACUUGCAUUUCAGCUCUGGACUCCCCCACUGGCAUGGACUUCUCCGACAUUCGCACCACCUCCUUCACCAUUCACUGGCUGGCUCCAACUGCUCCUAUCACCGGCUACCGCGUCCGCUAUCAGGCAACGAGCGGUGGGCGGGCCAAGGAUGAGAGACUUCCCCCAAGCAGGACUUACUACACUUUGACUGGACUGACACCAGAGACGGAGUAUUUGAUAUAUGUGUAUGCUGUCAGCAACAACCAGGAGAGUCAGCCUCUGACGGGAACACAGGCCACCAGUAAGUUUCUUCACUGGUUUCUGCUUUUUUUCUCAUCGCUUCCACCACAGUUUCUUAGAUUUUUAUGAAAAUGCUCUUUCCUCUCCUUUUUUAAUCCUCUCCAGUCUCUGAUGCCCCUACUGACCUGGAGGUCGUAUCAUCCACCCCUACCAGCAUCACCAUCCGCUGGGACGCCCCCUCUGUCUCAGUGAAAAACUACAAGAUCACCUAUGGUAGCUCAGGUUUGUACAUGUUUUUUUUAUUUCUAUUGUUUAGUUUGAGCCAAAGCUCAAAGUUGUGAAUUUAACACUGAGCCUCUCUUAUUUUCUUUCUAGGUGGUGCGACUCAAGAGUUCACAAUCCCCGGCACUCAGACCACCGCCACUAUCACUGGUCUGAACCCCGGCACCGACUACACCAUCACAGUUUAUGCUGUUAGUGGGAGAGGAGACAGCCCGGCUUCCAACACCCCUGUUUACAUCACACACAAGACUGGUACGGCAGUUUAGAAAGAUAGCACUUAAUUAAAAAAACACACACAGAAGGUUCAAAUCUAAACCUUGUCACAUGUUUGCCUUUUCCUCAGAUACUGAGCCCCCCACUGACAUGAGACUGACUGAUGUAAGUGACAACGCCAUCACGGUGCGUUGGACUCCUGCUCAUGGACCAGUCAAAGGCUAUAGAAUCACCAGUGUCCCCAAGAGCGGAUUGGGACCUUACUACUCUGAGGUGGUGGCCCCAGGUAAGACAGACCAAGAGAGAUUAUAAAAACAGCUGUCCCUUAUGUUAGGAAUAAGAAGAGCUUUAUUUAUUUAUCUCCGAAGGGGAAUUCAAUAAUGAAAAUGAUGUAAAAUUGUUUUAAUACUGUAUUUAUUAUACUGUAUGUGAAUACCUCCUCUCACUGGUGCUUAUUUGCUUCUCUGUUCCAGAUCAGACAGAGUUCACCUUCACAGGUCUGUUGCCCACUGCUGAGUAUGUAGUCAGUGUCUAUGCUCUUGGACAUGAUGGACAGCCCUCUGCUCCGGUGGUGGAAAAUGCUGUUACUGGUAAGUUUGAAGGCAACAGCAAAACUUUUUUCCUAGUUACAAGAGAUAGAAGCAAAAAAAAAUAAUAAAGAUGUUAGAGUUAAAAAAAGCACCUUGUCUUUUUCUUUUCCUGCAGCCAUGGACCGUCCCAAAGACUUGACCUUCUCUGACAUCGACUCCACCUCUAUGCGGAUCACCUGGGACAGUCCCGAUGGCACAGUGACAUCUUAUCGCGUCCUGUACUCCAGCCCAGAAGAGGGCGAGAGAGAGCUGCGCCCAGCACCUAGAGGUGACCAGGACAGCGUGCUGAUCAGAGGCCUUCGCCCCGGGACAGAGUACACUGUGAAAGUCAUCGCCCUCCAUGACCGCACACCCAGCAAACCGUUAGUGGGAACUCAGGCAACAGGUAAAAACACCACAGAGAGCGCUCACACAUUUGUGUCUUUGUUCAAAAACUUUUUUCAGAUAAAAUUUUAAAAAUGUUGAUUGGCUAUGUGCUUUUUCAGUGAUCCCAUCUCCAACCAACCUCAUGAUCUCAGAGGUCGGUCCCUCCACCUUCACUGUGUCAUGGCGAGCCCCCAGCGCACGCCUGACAGGCUACCGUGUGGUCGUUACCCCUAAGAAUAUCAACGGACCAACAAAAGAGUUGAACGUCGCUCCUGACACCACGCGUGUUGUUGUACCAGGACUCAUGGUAAAAAAAAAGUGAUCCUGUCUCAGCGUUUAGUCUGAUUCACUGUUGGUCAGUUUACAAACACAGCUGUAUGUUUUGGUAUCAUAGGUGGCAACUGCAUACCAGGUACAUGUCUAUGCUCUGAAGAACUCAGUCACCAGCAGACCACUGGUGGGAGAAGCGACCACAAUGGAAGGUAAGCAGCUGCACUAUUCAUGGACAUGUUUCUGGUCAUCUCUGAUGCUCUGUCUUAACUUUGUUCUCUUUCACAACCAAUGCAGAUGUCAGUUCUCCUCGGCGUGUGCGUAUCUCUGAUGUUAAAGACACUUCUCUCACACUGAGCUGGCGCUCCAAGGUGGAAACUAUCACUGGUUAUCUCAUAGAGGCUAUACCAAGUAGUGGCAACAACCCUACCAUCAGCAAAACCAUCCCAGCAGGCACCAACACCUACACUCUCACAGGUAUUUUACCCAUUUUUUAUGAUUUGGAAAUAGUUUUUCUCAUAAAGACUGAUUGAAACUUUUCAGUUGUGCAUCACUUGCUUGUUUUUCAUUUUUCCCUCAGGUCUGCAGCCAGGAACCUCGUACACUAUUAACCUGUACACCCUGAACGGCAACACAAGGAGCCCCCCAUACACUCUCACGAUUCAAACAGGUACAACACAUCGUAAAGCUUAGAGAAGACUUUCCUUAACCAUAAACAAGACAGAGAAGACAUUAUUUUUGUUUUGCAGAUUUGAUUUGAAUUUCUCAAAAAUGUUUCCCCUAAGUCAGAUCUUUAAGAAAUAACAGAACAAAUGGCAGAUGAGGCUUGAAAAGUUGAUAAAGAUCACUGCAAGCACCAGUUGAUCUUACGUGAUAUUUUUCUCCACAGCUGCACCAGUGGUCCAGGCUCCAACCAACCUCCAGUUCACAUCUUUGACCCCCACCUCCAUCUCCUUCACCUGGCAGGCUCCUGCUACAUCCAUUACAGGUUACUACGUCACCUACGAGGAGUCAGGAAGAGGUCCAAGAGAGCUGAUCCCACGACCCCACUCUGGCCAAAACUACGCCACCAUAUCUGGUAUGAGAUGAAUGAUAGGGGUUUCUGUCUGUGUUCCCUUUUUUGCUGUACAAGGCACACUUGUUGCUUGCUUUGAUAACUUAGUUGUCUUAUUUUUCUCCCAGUUUAAUCUUAAUUAAAAUAAAUUUUAAAAAGUCAUCAUAACUAACUAGAUAUUCCUCUCCUCAGGUCUGAAACCAGCCACAGAGUACAUCAUCAAGAUUGUUGCCAUUCAGAACACACAGAGGAGCACGCCUCUGGUGGGAAAAAUCAGGACUCGUGAGUACUUAACCCCUUCUGCUCUGAACAGGUGUAAACAAGAUGGUAAAAGUGACGUAUAUGAUAAUGUUACAAUGUGUUUCUGCUCAGUGACUGGUAAGCAAAUCAAAGAUUUUUACGGUUAAAUUUGCAGCUUUUUUCUGCUCGGCUGAGCCGUAAGUUACGCUGUUAAAGUCUACAAGCCAUGAGAUCAAAUGUCCAGUCAAUUGGCACCAUUAGACUCCUAAAACAAUAAUAUGCACACUUAUUUUGAAUGCCUUCAGAUACGUCAUUCAAAAUAUUUCUGUGUGUUUGUGAUACUGCAUGAAAACACACUUUGCCACAAAGUAGAAUCCCAGCAAUACUGCAUAUCUGUCGCCUCCUUCUGGCUGAGAUAUGUUAUUGCAGCUGUGCUUUACCUCCCCACUCAGCUAACAUGCUUGCUUCCCUAACCCAUCUCUCCCGCCCAGACCCAGAAUCCCUGCUCCCCCUGCCUCUGCCCCGCCCUGGAGGUGUAGGCGACAAACUGGAUGUGCCUGAAAUUGACCUGGAAAACACAGUCCAUUUAGGGGGCACCACUGGCCAGGAUGGGCUCGGUGGUCAGAGCCAGCAUGUGGAGUACACAGAGUACAACAACAACAACAAUGGAGACAACAGAUACAGUGGGAACAGGGACAACAACCCACAGUAUCCUUACGGGCAAGUACGUGAGCCCCUGGUCUUUGUGCCCCUUCCUGAUGCAGAGGGCCGCAGGCUGCCCAUCCUGAAGCUGAACCUGCCCAUCGGCUCCAUCCUACCAAAUGACACUGGAGUGCCACAGGAGGCCCAAACUCAGACCACCAUCUCCUGGAAGCCCUACAGACAGAGCAACGCCUACCUGGUGUCCUGCCAUCCUCUCACACACCCACAUGAGAAAAUGUUCCAGGUAGGAAACAAGGACCAUGAUCAGUCUAUUCCAACACUCUUGAAUAUCUGAAUAUCUGACCUCAUGAAUCUCCACAUCUCCAGGUCCGCCUGCCAGACUCAGCCACCACUGCCACCCUGAUAGGACUCACUCCUGGAGCCAACUAUAAUGUCAUUGUUGAGGCUCUCUUGGGUGCACUUAAACACAAGAUCCUGGAGCAGGUUGUCACCGCUGGAAACUCAGGUAAGAAUCCUACAGCAGAAACACAUCUGAAUUCGAUAUUUAACAAUACUGGCUGAUCAAACUGAGUGAGUCUGGGUAGAGGAAAAGUAUCCAGGGCAACUGGGAAUCUCUACUCUCUGACUUCUUGGCAGCAAGAGGAGAUGGCUCCAUCAGUGUCUGAAAACCAGAACACAGAGUCACUGAAUACCAAAACUUUCGACAUAGCAGACAGAACUUUUCUUCAAAUUAAAUAAAGAGCAGUCCCAGAACUUCAAAUUGCUUAAUCUUCUUUUUGCUUUGUCUAGUCCCAAAUGGAGUUCCCUCCAGUAAGGACUCAUGCUAUGAUGCCUUCACUGCGACAUACCACGAUGUUGGUGCCGAAUGGGAACGCAUGUCUGAGACCGGCUUCAAGCUGUGGUGCAGGUGCCUUGGUCUGGGAAGCGGCCACUUCAGAUGUGAUUCAUCCAGUGAGUCAUUUAGGAUAUUUUAUCCCUCUGUUGGACAUGAACCUGUUUUUGAUCAUUUUUAUUUGAUUUGGUCUGACGAUAAUGUUGUCCAUCCUCAGAGUGGUGCCAUGACAACGGUAUCAACUACCGUAUUGGAGAGAAGUGGGACCGCCGUGCAGAAAACGGACACUUGAUGAGCUGCACUUGUUUGGGAAAUGGAAAAGGAGAAUUCAAGUGUGAACCCCGUAAGGACUUCUGAGGACUCAUGAAUUUCUUAAUAAUGUGACACAGCUGUACAGAAAUUUAAAUAUUUCUCCACCCACACAGAUGAAUCAGUGUGCUACGAUGAAGGCAAAGCUUACCAGGUGGGAAACCAGUGGCAGAAGGAGUACCUGGGUGCCAUCUGCACUUGCACUUGCUUUGGGGGACAGCAGGUACGACAAAUGACACUCACUAGCUUUGAUUGUAUAUAAAAUAUGAUGCAUGUAUAAAAAUGCUUCAAUUAACAAAUUCGUAUGUUUUACCUCAUCAGGGCUGGCGUUGCGAGAACUGCCGCAGACCAGGUACUGACGUUGAUGCCAGUCUACUGCAGCCUGUCAGAUAUGGAGACCCUUUAAUACGCAAGGUGAGCAGAAUAAAACAAUAUUACAUUUUUAAAUUUAUCUAAAAUUCAAACAUUUAGAAUGUAUGCAAUUCUUUUUUCAACCAUACAGUCUAUGGUUCUAACUUAUUCCCUUUUCCUCCAGAACAUCCACUGUCCCAUCGAGUGCCUCCGUCCUGAACUGCUGGCAGAUGCACUCGCUGCUCAAAACCCUCGGGAGUAAAGGACCCGCCGUCUACUUUGUCUCCCUCACUGUCCAAUGCUGCACUGUCUCACCCUGUAGAAGCCAUGCUGUCUGCAACCAAACUGAACUGUCAGAUGAUUUUGACACGUAUUUAGCUGAAGAUUGAAUGCAUUAAGUGCCCUGCUGCCUGAUCAAAGUGAUCUUCUUUUGAAGCCAGUCCUUCACUGUUUAAUGCUGUCCCUCUGUUAAUUGUAAGCCCCCAAACCCUUGGUGCCUUCACAACAGGUGAAUUACAAAAAAAUAUUUGUCAGAUUCCGUUUCAGUGUCCAGAAACAUUUCUUUUUUUCUGAAACUAUCAAAAAGCAGCAUUGUGUGUUGAAGAAUGUCCAUGUAGCUACACACAGUUGCUGAAAUUGUCCAUGAAAAUGUGCUUUUCUUUCCUGUAGCCCUCCUGAAGGGUGGCACUGCGUGUGAUGACACACUCUGAUUUCUUACUUGUCUUUUACUAAUUUAUCCCUUUAAUCUCAUGGUGUGAAUGUGUGAGCUGGGGUGUGAGAAUAUGAACUGUUCUAUUUUUGUACUUUGUUGUCGGUGCCAAAGUUGUUUCUACCUUUGACAGAAAUGAGUCCCUUAUAUUUUAAUAAAGCUGGAGAGAUCCUGAAACCUUCCCACCCA
Messenger RNA from Xyrichtys novacula (pearly razorfish), 27161 nucleotides. NCBI's taxonomy places the organism in Eukaryota, Metazoa, Chordata, Actinopteri, Labriformes, Labridae. The record is from the annotation of a GenBank genome assembly.